AUGGUGGAGGCUGUCGCCUCGCUGGUCGGUGGCCUCGACGCCCUCCGCGUGCUCCACACCGCCACCGAGGCUCACGUCGAGGAGAACCGCUUCGCCAACCCUCCUUCAGAGCUCGUGUUUGGGCGCCCAGCACAGGCAGCGCUGGGGGUCGAGCACUGCAUGCACAUGCACAUGUGCAUAUGCGUUCCCAGGGAGGCUGUGUUGCACGGGCUGCUCGAGGGCACCGCCGCCAUCGUGCGGGAGGGCGGGCUCAAGCGCGACUGCGACGAACACGAGUUUUUCGCCAUCGCAGCGAGCAGCAAGCCGCCCGCCGCAAUGGCCGCAGCGUGCCGCAACAGCCGGAGGACUGGAGGGCUUUGCUUCUUCUGUGUGAGCCGGGCCGUUGACCCCGAAGAAUUCUUUCUGAAGGCGCCUGCGAACAUUUUGCUCGGCACGCGAGAGAGUUGGUCGUUGGACACAUAA
Messenger RNA from Emiliania huxleyi CCMP1516, 462 nucleotides. RefSeq lists its product as hypothetical. The coding region runs from base 1 to 462 and encodes 153 amino acids. Lineage: Eukaryota; Haptophyta; Isochrysidales; Noelaerhabdaceae. The transcript has 4 exons. The record is from RefSeq and is a predicted model, not a curated record.